Messenger RNA from Naegleria gruberi, 2685 nucleotides. RefSeq lists its product as uncharacterized. The transcript has a single exon. Bases 1 to 2685 code for a protein of 894 amino acids. The record is from RefSeq and is a predicted model, not a curated record. NCBI's taxonomy places the organism in Eukaryota, Heterolobosea, Eutetramitea, Acrasida, Naegleriidae.
AUGAUUAAAGAUGGAAUUUUUCCGUUCAUUCAAGAGGACUACAUGUCGGAAUGUAGAAAACUUGACUCUUUGAAUGAUUUACGUAGAAAUUUUGAUGAAGUAAAGAUGAUUGUCCGAACUAAUUAUUCACUAGUUUCCAUUUUCUGGAAAGACCGUCAUAAAGAAACUAACAAAAUAUUGUCAAGUCAUUUUGAUUUUGAUGAUGAUUUAUCAUAUUAUACUGGUUCUAAAUUAUUUGUAUUUGAUGAGCGGGAUCAUGAUGACGAAGAUGUAAUUUGUAUCAAGACCAUGCUGAUGAUUUAUCAUUACUUUAUAGUUUCACGUGAGACAAUGACAAGAAUUAGAUCAGAGGCUUUUGUUCCAUUUCUUUAUUAUGUUGAAGAGAAUGUAUUGAAGGAAGUGUUUGAUUGUGCCAAGAAAUUGAAAAAGGAGGCAUAUAAUGGACAGGUGAGACAAUUCGAAACUGGAAUUGGAAUUUUGGAGGCUUGGCAGAAAAUUGUUUUACAUUUAUAUACUAAAUUACAAGUUGACAUUUUCAGUUAUCGAUAUUUACCUAUUUCGGAUAUGGAAAAAUAUUACAAUUCAUGUUUUGUAAUGCUGACUACGUUGAAAUAUAUGAAGGAAAAGAAGGUCAAGUAUUUGAAGGAAAACAAUGACCAAAAUUGGAAACAAGAGAACCAACCUUUAAUGGGUUCUAAUAUUUCGUUUUGGCCUCCAUUCCUUAAAGAUAUCUUUUCAAUUGAAAUCGAUGAAUUGGAUGAAUUAAGAUCAAAAAUUUUAAACUGUAUUCCAAUUUACAUUGAAUUAAUUUAUAAACUUACUGGGCUAAGCUUGGAGGAUGAUACAGAGGAUUUAAAAGUAGAUGCAACGAAAAUGUUAACUCUUGCAAAACUAGCAAAUACUGACGACACAAGGUGGAGUCAUUUGUUUUCCUUAAUGAAGAAAGAUUACGAAGAAGUUAAGGAUAUGGAAGCUUCGAAUAUUACGAACGAACAAUCUGAAAACUUUGGAGAUCAUGUGUACAUUGUUAAAGGCAAAAUAAUGAACACUCUUGGAUUUGUAUUGAUGGAAAAGGAGUACGAAGACCAGGAUGAACUGAUAAUUAGGCAUGAUAUUCUCUUACGUGUUUCAGUACUUCUACAAUUUAAAGAUUUAAUAAUUGAAAACUUGAAGAGAAACGAAAUUAAAACACAAUACGAAGGACUUUUGAGAGAGUCAGCUAAUAUCAUUUCAUUACCUGCUGUAUGCCUUGAUGUGGACAAGUUGGAAGAAAUACCAGAAGAGUUUAAACAGAUGAUUUCUUGCAUUUUAGAAAUAUGGAAAAAUUCUUUAUUCUCUAGCAAUAGAAUCAUCAGAAGUUCUGCUAAUAGGACUAUUGCCCGUUACUUCCUCGAAAAAGAGAAGUGCUCUGAUGAUUUACUGGGAACAAUAAUCAAUGCUGGCCAAGCCAAUAUCACAAAUAUCAAGGAAUAUUGUGAAAUGCUGGAAAAUGUUAGUUGCUGCUUUGAUGUCAAUAAUAUGAACGGUUCAAUGUUGGAGAGAUUUAGACAGCUUAUCAGCAAUCUGUUUGAAACCAUAAUAAUGAGCGACACAAUCGAAUACUUGAAAGAUAUGCAAGAUUUAAGUGAUGAAGAAAAAUUAGAAACACACAAAGAAAAUGUUAUAGAAUGCUUUGACAUGAUUGAGACAUUAUUUGGAUUUAUUAAUGAUAAUAUUAAAUUUGAAAAGAUUCUUUUGGUUAUUAAGAAAAAGACUGAGGAAAUAUUUGAGAAAGAUGAGUUUAAGCUAAAUGACGAAUUAAUAUUAUCAACCACCAAAGCCAUGGCCAAAAUAAUCAAAGAAACAGAUCUAAACGCAUUGUCGAGAGUUUUUGAACAGUUUGAUUUUUAUCCAUUCCUUACCAAGUUCAUUAGAAUUGUAAUUUCAAAAAAGAAAGUAGAUACUGCUAUGAGCAAUACACUAGCUGAUAUUGGAUCAUUAGCUGUCCUAAUUGAAAAUCUUUACGAGAAGGGAUUAUUGAUUCAUUGUCCAUUUGAUGUGAAUGAAAUUCAAUCAGAAGAAAAGAAGGAUUUUCUCUAUGAUUACUUGUUUAACGAACUUAUUGAGGCAUCCAUUCCAUCAGAAGCCCUGCUCACCCAUUUAUCACUCAUUAUCCCAUCAUUUCCAAGUAUUGUUCAGAGUUUACAGCUUUCCGCUUCGGCUUUGAGUUCAAUCAUUCUCAAUGAAAUUGUACAAAAUGGAGGAGAGCAAUUACUCUCUCAUGUAACUGAUGAACAUUUUGAAACUGCUCAUUUGGCAUUGAUGAAAUUAUCAAACAUUGACCUAUUCGAGGAGGUAUUGAUUGCUAUAUUAUUAUUAACAAGAAAUCGUAGCUUUGCAAUUAGUCUAUAUGACUUUCUGCCAAACCUUUUAGUCUAUCCCUUCAAAGCUACAGUUCCAAAGGAAAAGCAAUUUCUCAUCUUUGGCUGUAUUUUUGAGUUUGUAGAAUACUUGUUUGAUACCGAUUCACUGGAUGUUGAAGAUCAUGAUUUUACAAAUGUUUUAUUUAUUCUGAGACAUCUAGAUCAGUUCCCUAUCUCUGUUAAAAUUCAAGCUCAGAGAGUUAUUAGAAAAAUAGAAACAUUGGAAUCGAGCUACUCAUCUGAUAGUGAUACUAGUGAUAGUAGCUAUAGUAGUGAUGAAUAA